GCCCGCCCGCCCAGGUGCCGCUGCGCCCCCGCGCGCCGGCCCGGGGGCCUCGCCGCCGUCCGGCGCGGUGCUGCAGACCCUGCGGGACUCACGUCUCGUCCGAGGCGCGGAGAACAGCAACUUGUCCGUCCACUUGCGAGAAUUUUCUCGCUCCUCUGAGAAGGAAAGAUGUCGUCGGAUGGGAAUUCCGCAGACAAGUAUUUCUGCUAUCUCAUCUCGUGCUUCAGGCCCAGACUGAAAACAUACAUCCAGGUGGAGCCGGUGCUGGACUACCUGACCUUCCUGCCCGCAGAGGUGAAGGAGCGGAUUCAAAGGGCGGCUGCCACCACCGGGAACAUUCAGGCAGCUGGUCUCCUUCUGAACACCUUGGAGAACGGGGUCUGGCCCCUCGGCUGGGACAGGAUAUUUGUGGAGGCCCUCCGGCGAGCAGGCAACCCCUUAGCCGCCCGCUAUGUGAACCCGGAGCUCACCGACUUGCCCUCCCCAUCCUUCGAGAACGCUCACGACGAGUGUCUCCAACUGCUGAACCUCCUUCAGCCCACACUGGUGGACAAGCUUCUAGUUACAGAUGUCUUGGAUAAAUGUGUGGAGGAGACACUGUUGACAGUGGAAGACAGAAAUCGGAUUUCUUCUGCUGCAGAAAAUAAUGGGAACGAAUCAGGGGUCAGAGAGCUCCUGAGAAGGAUAGUGCAGAAGGAAAACUGGUUUUCCACAUUCCUGACUGUGCUGAGGCAGACGGGAAACGCCGGGCUUGCGCAGGAGUUGACAGGCUCCGCCUGCCCGGAAGGCAUCGCAGAGCCUGGGAAUUUGUCACGGGAAGACGGUCCUGAAGGUCAAGAGCCACUUCUUUUAGCCACAGAUCAGCCCAGUCUGGAGGUGUGGGACAUAGAGAAAAGUUCAUCGGAAUCGUCUUUUGCUGAUUCUUCUGUGGUUUCAGAAUCAGACACAAGUUUGGCAGAAGGAAGUGUCAGCUGCUUAGAUGAAAGUCUUGGACAUAACAGCAACAUGGGCAGUGAUUCAGGCACCAUGGGAAGUGAUUCAGAUGAAGAGACUGGGGCAGAAAGAGCGUCCCCUGAGCCAGAGCUGCAUCUCAGGCCUUACCAACUGGAAGUGGCCCAGCCAGCCUUGGAGGGAAAGAAUAUCAUCAUAUGCCUCCCUACAGGGAGUGGGAAAACCAGAGUGGCCGUUUACGUCACCAGGGAUCACUUGGACAAGAAGAAAAAAGCAUCAGAACCUGGAAGAGUUAUAGUCCUUGUCAAUAAGGUACCAUUAGUUGAACAGCUCUUCCGCAAGGAGUUUGAACCAUUUUUGAAGAAAUGGUAUCAUGUUAUUGGAUUAAGUGGUGACACCCAAUUGAAAAUAUCAUUUCCAAAAGUUGUCAAGUCUUGUGAUGUUAUUAUCAGUACAGCUCAAAUCCUUGAAAAUGCCCUUGUAAACUCAGAAGAAGGAGAAGAUGCUGGUGUGCAGUUGUCAGACUUUUCCCUCAUCAUCAUUGAUGAAUGCCAUCACACCAACAAAGAAGAAGUCUAUAAUAACAUCAUGAGGCGUUAUUUGAAACAGAAAUUGAAAAACAAGGAACUCGAAAAAGAAAACAAACCAGUGAUUCCCUUACCUCAGAUACUGGGGCUAACAGCAUCACCAGGUGUUGGAGGGGCCAGAAAGCAAGCCGAAGCCGAAGAACACAUUUUAAAAAUAUGUGCCAAUCUUGAUGCAGUUUCCAUUAAAACCGUGAAAGAAAAUAUUAAUCAACUUAAAGACCAAAUAAAAGAACCAUGCAAAAAGUUUGUAAUUGCAGAUGACACCAGAGAAGAACCAUUUAAAAAUAAACUUCUAGAAAUAAUGACAAACAUUCAAGCAUUUUGCCAAAUUUGUCCAAUGUCAGAUUUUGGAACUCAACCCUAUGAACAGUGGCUCAUUCAAAUGGAAAAAAAAGCUGCAAGAGAAGGAAAUCGCAAAGAUCGUGUUUGUGCAGAACAUUUGAGAAAGUACAAUGAGGCCCUACAAAUUAAUGAUACAAUUCGAAUGGUUGAUGCCUACAAUCACCUUGACGCUUUCUACAGUGAUGAGAAAGAAAAGAAGUUUGCAGUCCUAGGAGAUGACAGUGAUGAGAGUAGUGACGGUGGUGAUGAUGGUGGUGAUGAAGAUGAGGAUGAUCAAAAGAAACCUUUGAAACUGGAUGAUACAGAUAGAUUUCUCAUGACUUUAUUUUGGGAAAACAAGAAAAUGUUGAAAAAGCUGGCUAAAAACCCAGACCAUGAAAAUGAAAAGCUGACCAAGUUAAGAAACACCAUAAUGGAACAAUAUACAAGGACUGAGGAAUCAGCACGAGGAAUAAUUUUCACCAAAACACGACAGAGUGCAUAUGCCCUUUCCCAGUGGAUCUCUGAGAAUGAAAAAUUUGCAGAAGUAGGAGUCAAAGCCCACUAUCUGAUUGGAGCUGGACACAGCAGCGAGUUCAAGCCCAUGACACAGAAUGAACAAAAAGAAGUCAUAAGUAAAUUCCGCACGGGGAAAAUAAAUCUGCUUAUCGCUACCACGGUGGCAGAGGAAGGUCUGGAUAUUAAAGAGUGUAACAUCGUUAUCCGUUAUGGUCUCGUCACUAAUGAAAUAGCCAUGGUCCAGGCCCGUGGUCGAGCUAGAGCUGACGAGAGCACCUACGUCCUGGUUGCCCAGAGCGGCUCAGGAGUUAUCGAACGUGAGAUAGUUAAUGAUUUCCGAGAGAAAAUGAUGUAUACAGCAAUAGACCGUGUUCAAAAUAUGAAACAAGAGGAGUUUGCGCAUAAGAUUUUGGGAUUACAGUUGCAAAGUAUAAUGGAAAAGAAAAUGAAAAUCAGGAGAAGUAUUGCAAAGCAAUUCAAAGACAACCCAUCAUUAAUAAGUUUUCUCUGCAAGAACUGCAGUGUGCUAGCCUGCUCUGGAAAAGAUAUCCAUGUAAUUGAGAGGAUGCACCAUGUCAAUAUGACACCAGAGUUCAAGAGACUGUAUAUUGUGAGAGGAAACAGAGCACUGCAAAACAGGUUUGCCGACUAUCAAAUAAAUGGGGAGAUAAUCUGCAAAGAAUGUGGCCAAUCUUGGGGAACGAUGAUGGUGCACAAAGGCUUAGAUUUGCCUUGUCUCAAAAUAAAGAACUAUGUAGUGGUUUUCAAAAAUAAUCUGGUAAAGAAACAAUACAAAAAGUGGGUAGAAUUACCGAUCACAUUUCCCGAUCUUGACUAUUCAGAAUAUUGUUUGUUUAGUGAUGAAGACUGAUGUUCAGUUCAAGAUUCCUUUCAGAUAUUAUCAACUUGACACUUAAUAUGAUAUUGAUUAUUAUUUUCCUUAUACUACAGAACUGAAGUGGGAAUUAAUAAAAUCAUUGCUUUACUCUGUGUUGAGCUGUAUUUGGAAGAAGACAAUAUAUUAUGCUUUCAAUUUCUGUCUUGUUGGUGGGCAGAGGGAAAGAAAAGCUACCAGUCAUACUCAUCAGUUGGAGCGUUACAGUACUGGGGGAAGAAUGCUGGAGUAUAAAUGAGGAUCCAAGGCACCAGUCUCAGUCCAGAAUAAAAUUAAGCAAAUCA
This is a messenger RNA of Vicugna pacos (alpaca), 3557 nucleotides long. RefSeq names its product interferon induced with helicase C domain 1 (gene IFIH1). Lineage: Eukaryota; Metazoa; Chordata; Mammalia; Artiodactyla; Camelidae. Gene Ontology annotation, molecular function: DNA binding; hydrolase activity; double-stranded RNA binding. Gene Ontology annotation, biological process: MDA-5 signaling pathway; antiviral innate immune response. Gene Ontology annotation, cellular component: cytoplasm. The record is from RefSeq and is a predicted model, not a curated record.